AUGGCAGGGCAACAUGGUGAGGGAACUCCAGUCUCCAAUUUACAGAUUGAAUCUGUGCAAACCGUUACUCCAUUUAAGGAAACUGAUCCACGGCAGAGACGCCAAGUGUUGGUGACGGAUCCAGUUGGUUCAGGGAUCUUCCGGAGGUGCUUUAACAUACUUCUUUACUACAAGAAGGUGGUGGAGGAUGAAUCUGGUUGGAUAGUCGCCGGCUGGAUGAAGGAAUCGAUAGCUCGAGCUUUGGUUCAUCAACCAUUGCUGAGUGGAAGACUACGAAGAGGUGAAGAUGGCCAUGCUGGAUUAGAACUCGUGUCCAAUGAUAGUGGCCUUAGGCUCAUUGAAGCUGGGAUCCCUAUGACUUUGUCGGAGUUUCUCGAUAAGAAGAGUAGAGACGAUGAAGCUGAGCUUGUCUUCUGGAAGGACAUUGAUGAACAAAAUCCUCAGUUCUCUCCACUAUUUUAUGUUCAGGUGACCAAUUUUGAAUGCGGCGGAUAUUCAGUCGGGAUGAGCUGCAACAUCCUUCUUGCAGACCUCUUAAUCACGGAUAAUUUCCUCAAGAAAUGGGUUAAUAUUCACAAUGAAAUGCUUUCCAAAGUUGAUGCAAUCGAAACUCCCAUAUUCUACCUCCCUACUCUCAAAAAGACUAGUGGCUCUCCAAGCAUUCCCAUCAUCAGGUCCGACCAAACCAAAAAUUGCGGCAAAACAAUGAUCUUCAAGAUUACUGACGAAAAUAUUAACUUGGAAAAUGAAUCGGGCAAGACACUCAUGUUAGUUUGUGUUAAGGAGACUGAGAAUGAGGUGGGUAGCAAAUUGGCAUCAAAGUACCCAGUCUUUCUGAAAGAACCCUUCAAUACAAUCAAGAUUGAAACUUGUUCGAGACUUGAAAAUGAGAUGGUUCCGUGGGAGUUGGAUGUUAGGAAUCAAGUCAGAGGCGAAAGUUGGGAUGAUUUAGGGGCCAAUGAGAUUGUAAUUCACAAAGGUAACAAACCUACUCGUGUUUCAUAUUGGAUGGGAUCAGUAAUGGAUGGAAUUGUCAUGGCACUCACAUCUACCGAAGGGGAAGAGGCUAAUUCUGGACCCAAUAUCAUUGUCUCGGUUCCUUGGAAUUAAACAUUUCUUCUCGGGAUCAUGUCAUGUAAAUUUAAUACUUGUUCUGUGUAUUUG
Pistacia vera is the source of this 1164-nucleotide messenger RNA. Its product is annotated as spermidine hydroxycinnamoyl transferase. Gene Ontology annotation, molecular function: acyltransferase activity, transferring groups other than amino-acyl groups. The record is from RefSeq and is a predicted model, not a curated record. The transcript has 2 exons. NCBI's taxonomy places the organism in Eukaryota, Viridiplantae, Streptophyta, Magnoliopsida, Sapindales, Anacardiaceae. Bases 1 to 1110 code for a protein of 369 amino acids.